AUGCUCCGCAUCCCCGUCUCAAAAACGAUGACGAGACUGUGCUGUGUUGCGGCUCCGGAGUCGGUCUUUUCAGAAGAUGCAGACAGGGAUGGACCCCCGGAGCUCUCGGUUGACCGAUCAACCUUACUGCUCGCCACGACAGAGCUCAAGAAACCCACCGAAAGAUGCGAGCAUGCUCUUGAAGAAUCAACAACUUAUUCUGCAGCCCUACACAAGAUGCGUCAUGAUGCAAGCGCAAAUGGCGUACUGGUCAAGGUUCGCGCCGUAGCGUUGAGCCCAGUCGAUGUCAAGAUACCUCCUGUAAUUGCAAAAGAGGGCCUCGUUGCUGGCAAUGAUUUCGCUGGCGAGAUUGCUGAGAUCAGCAACGAGGUGCAUUUGAUCAAUCGUCUAGGUAUUGGGCUGCAGUCCGAAGAAGCCAACGAGUGGACCGAUUUGACCGAGGCCGAUCCGGUCAAGAUGACUAGAUUACCUGAUCACUGGGGCUGGAAAGAAGGAGCGGCUCGUGGGGGAUGCUGUGUUGGCGCUGUCGGUCUAGCAUUGUUUCGGAAUUUGAACCUCGAGCUUCCCGCAGUGGGCAGAGCGAUGGCAGAGGGCACAGCGGCAGCAGAAAAGCGUGGCGUGGUACUAGUCUAUGGCGGCAGCACGGCAUGUGGCACCACAGCUCUGCAGCUCUUGAAAUUAACCGGGCACCCUGCCAUUGCGAUCUGUUCGCCCCACAAUUUGGAGCUCGCGAAACAUUACGCCGCCACGCAAAACUUUGAUUAUCGUUCUCCCGAAUGCGUGAAAAUAAUUGAAACAUACACAAAACGCGCACUAACGGCCGUGAAGGGGAGCUGGGCCGUUGGGCCGUCUGCUUCAGGCGAGGAGGUAGAUCUUGCAGGCGACUUGACGUUUCCGCCCGAUGCAGAGGCUCGGUCACUGGCGUCGGAGGUGUUCGCACAGGUGGAGCUUCGGGCUAAGAAAGACCUGCUCAAACACCAUCCUAUUGGUGCCCUGGAAGUGGGAAACAACUGGAUGAUCACAGUUCUGGAAGGAUCCCAGAAGCUGCAAACACGUGAAGUUAGUCGCCAGAAGCUUGUUGUCCAAACAGCGGCACAGAUAAUCCUGCGCGAAGUCCUCGAGUAUGCGCGCAGUCUAAUGUUGAUUUGGAGCUUGAUAGUGAACUCGGCGCGGUGA
Molecule: messenger RNA, 1176 nt
Organism: Diaporthe amygdali
Lineage: Eukaryota; Fungi; Ascomycota; Sordariomycetes; Diaporthales; Diaporthaceae
Product: alcohol dehydrogenase
Exons: 7
Coding region: 1-1176 (391 amino acids)
Molecular function (GO): oxidoreductase activity, acting on NAD(P)H
Source: RefSeq, a predicted model, not a curated record